Molecule: messenger RNA, 3120 nt
Organism: Tetranychus urticae (two-spotted spider mite)
Lineage: Eukaryota; Metazoa; Arthropoda; Arachnida; Trombidiformes; Tetranychidae
Product: DNA polymerase kappa-like
Biological process (GO): error-prone translesion synthesis
Cellular component (GO): nucleus
Molecular function (GO): damaged DNA binding; DNA-directed DNA polymerase activity
Source: RefSeq, a predicted model, not a curated record
AUAUUUGUUUAAUUGUUUAAUCAUUGUCCCUAUCCCUAAAGCUAUUUAUUUAAUGAGUUUAGCUCAAUUUUGUGCGAUUUGAGCCAUUUUGGUUAAUUUUGGUAAAUUUUGGUAAAUUUUGGUUAAUUUUGGUUUAUUUUGGUCGUUUUGGUAGUUUGGUUGUGUUUUGGUUUUUUAGUCCGACCCCUCUUUAAGAGCUUUCUUAAAAUGAUUACCUCAAGUUUACUGGAACCAAAGCUGUGCUUACUCAUUAAUUUUACUUUAUUUAUAAAUUGUACAUUAAUCUUUACGUUGUUUAAGUGAAAUCUGAUCAACUGAAUAAUAUUGAACACCUUUGAUAACCGAUUUUAUUAUGAUAUCUUCUAAUAUUCAUCACUUUCCAUUUGACUUGUUGAAAGAUGGUUUAUUGAGUUUACCUUUAUCCUCUUUGAGUUAUUAGUGAUCCAUUUCCAACAGUUUUACUGCAAAGUUUUAUAUCUACGAUUUCUAUUUUCAUCAACCAUGCUAUCGUAUCUAUUAUGUUUUUAAAUAAGCUGUUGAUAAAUCAAUUGUGACUCCUUUUAGAGAUUUGGGCUUACCAUAUCCUCGUUCGCGACAGCUUUUUUGACAAUGGUUGUCAGUAAGUUGCAUCAGCCGUUACUGUAACAUAAACAUAUUUCACCAUAAUUUGUAAAUAGUUGAAAUAGCUGGCACCCUAAAAUAUCGAUUGUUUUAUUAUACAAGAGAUCCUAUUCUCGUCAUUUUAAUCUGUUUUUAUUCAUUUUAUACGGAUACUCAAAUUCUUAGACUAACAACAUGACUACUGUGGAGCCAGUAGCUUCAACCUCAGGUUUGAAUGGCCAGUCUGAACAGCCUGGUCAACCUGGUCAACCCGGUAAAACCAUCAGCCUAAUGGCUAUUCAGGAUAAUAAAGCCGGCAUGAAAGGAUUAGACAAGGAGAAAAUCAACCAGCUGCUCUAUGAAGCGACUAAAGAUACUCUUCAUUUUAAGCAUGAACAAGAAAGAGACAAUCGAAUAGAUGCACAGAUUAAAAAAAUGAUGAAAGAUUGGGAAUCAUUUACGCACCCAUUGAAGCAAAAUGCUUUAGAGAUGAUGGAAAAAGCCCGUGAAAAUCGUGGCUAUGAAAAGCAAGCUCUUGAUAUCAGUCAAAUCAUUGUUCAUGUUGACAUGGAUAUGUUUUAUGCCGCGGUUGAAAUGAGAGAUGAUCCGAGUCUAUGCGAUAAACCUAUGGCAGUUGGUUCACUACGGAUGAUUUGUACUUCAAAUUACGUUGCUCGUCGUUUUGGAGUACGUUCUGGAAUGGCUGGUUUCAUUUGUAUGAAACUUUGUCCUGAUCUAAUCAUAGUUCCCUGCAAUAUGCGCAAAUAUUCCCAAGUCAGCGGUAUUAUAAUGAGCAUUCUAAGGCGUUAUGAUCAAGAUCUUUUCGUAAUGAGCUGCGAUGAAGCUUAUCUCAAUAUUACGACUUAUAUUAUUCAACUAUUCCUUAAAGAGAAUCCAGAUUGGGACGGUCCUGUGAUAAUUGAAGAUCAAUUAACGGGUGAAAGAAAGUUAAUUCCAGAAUGCUGGGAUCUAGCUUUUAAAGUUGUUGAUGAUAUUCGAACUCAAAUUCUAGAAGCUACUAAAUUAACUGCUUCUGCUGGAAUCGCAACUACAUCUAUGUUAGCUAAAAUUUGCUCUGAUUUAAACAAACCCAAUGGACAGUAUAUGUUACGAGGAUCAAGUUUUGAACACAUCCAGGAUUUUGUAGAUAAAUUGGACGUCCGUAAAGUAACUGGCAUUGGAAUGGUACAAGAAAAAAUUCUGAAAGCUUUUAAUAUCAAUACUGUUAAGGAUAUGUGGGAACAGCGUGAUGUAAUUUAUUUGCUGUUUAAGCCGGCCGCUAUCGACUUCUAUUUAAGAGUUUCCCUCGGCUUAGGAUCCAUUCAUUCAAAGAAUGAAGAUGAGCCUUUGCGAUCUCGUGGCCAUGGGUGUUCAUUCAAAGCCACCAAUGAUUUUAACUGGUUAGACAAUCAAUUAAUGCAACUUAGUGAACAACUAGCUGAUACUCUUGACGACUAUGGUUUAAAAGGAAAAAUAGUUGUCCUUCGAUUGGAAAAAGAUUCAUUUGACUCUUUUGUUAGAAGUCGUCGAAUACCAUUUUUCACAUCUGAUUGUGCGGUUAUUUAUCAAACAGCCAAAUCAAUUCUAAAAGCACAAUUAUCCUCCGAUGGUGUAACUAAAUGGAGGGCAAUGGGAGUUAGGGUAACUCAUCUUAAUGUUAAUGCAGUUACUUCAGUUGAUGAAAAAAAACAAAUGACUUUGGAUAAGUUUCUUUUCAAAAAAUUUGUUCCUUCAAACAAAGAUACAUCUUUUAAUGCUGCCGAUACAUCUAUCAACGAUUCAUCACAAGAAAUUGAAUAUUGUGACGAGAAAUCUCAGGAGGUUACUAUUGACGAUGAAUUUCUUUGCACUUAUUGUUCAAAAACAUUUAGUGACUAUGAUGCAUUUGAGGAACACGUAUCAAGCUGUCAGGAAGCAGAUAAACUGGCCUAUCUCAGUCAAACAACUAUCGAAACUAUUGAGGUCGAAUCCGAUGAAGAUGCCGAUGAAUACAUCUGUACAAACUGUGAUAAAAAUUUUCUAGAUUAUAAUGAAUUUGAACAACAUCUAGCAAUUUGCCUGGAGGAUAAGUUCAGCGACGAUGAAAGUCCUCAAGAUAUUUUAAAAGAAGAAGUACCUAACUCAAUUGAACACAUUUCUGUCAAAAUUUCAGAAAUCACCUCAACUAAAGGCUGUCAUAAAUAUCAGAACGAAGAUGAAGAUAUCGAAUCAAGUCAAAGAUUGCCCAAGAUGAUAAAACUUUGAAAUUUUAAAUUUACUCGUUUUUUGCGAAUCAUUUUAUAGCUUAGCCUGCCUGUUUAUAUCCUAAUUGUUAGAGAUGAAUUCCAUAGCAUUUAAGGUUCACAGAAUCUAACUUCAAAAAUUUUGACCUGCUUAUGCUCUAAUCAAUUGUACUUCAUCUCACAUAAGUGUGAUUAUUACACUCUAUUUAUGUAAAGUUUUAAUCGAUCAAUUCAAUUGCAUUUCUACUUUUAACGAAUGAACGAAUAUUUCAAAAUAAAUCAUUUUACGAUUUUUAAA